AUGCAAUCGAACAAACAAGCCCUCGGCUCCCUAUCAUUAGGCCAACACCCCUCCCACACCCUGGACCACAAGAUCCAACUCGCCUCCAAGUACGGCUUCACCGGCAUCGAAGUCGUCUUCUCUGACCUCCAGAACUACUCUGACCAGCACCACAUCUCCAUCCUCGACGGCGCCGCCCGCAUCAAACAAGUCUGCGACACACACAAUGUCGAAGUCCUAGCCCUCGCGCCUUUCGAGAACUUCGAAGGCGCCCGCUCCCCUCUCAAUGGCCGCCUCGCCACCGCAAGACACUGGCUCACGAUCGCGCGCAUCCUUAAGGCCCCAUACCUCCAGGUACCAUCGCAAUUCGACCCGAACAGCAUCACCGACGAGACAGUGAUCGUGCGAGAACUCCAACAUCUCGCAGACCUUGGGACCGCUGAAUCGCCCCCCGUCGCGAUCGCCUACGAGUACCUCUCUUGGGGCACGUACUGCUCGACGUGGGACACCGCCCUCCGACUUGUAAGGCUAGUCGACCGCGCAAACUUCGGCCUCUGUCUGGAUACAUUCCACGAGCUCACCAAACUCUGGGCCAGUCCGUUCGAAGUCUCCGGGAAAUACCCUCGGGGGGACCAAGCCCUUCGCGACUCCUUGCACCGAUUCAAGACGGCUGUCCCAUUGGAUAAAAUAUUCUACGUGCAGCUCUCCGACGGCGAACGAUUCGAUCCGCCCUUCUCGGAAUCUCACCCGUGGUAUCUGGAAGGCGAGGCACCGCAGUUCACGUGGUCGAAGCAUGGGAGACCGUUUCCGUUAGAGACAGAGCUGGGCGGAUACAUGCCUGUGCCAGAGGUCGUGCGGGCCUGGGUCCUGGCGACUGGGUUCCGGGGCUGGAUCUCGAUGGAGGUGUUUGAUCGGCAGAUGCGCAGCAGGGGGUUUGAGCCUGAGACGUCGGCGAUUCGCGCGCGCGAAUCCUGGCGGAAGGUCCAGGCUGCCGUCGUCGCUGAGGAUCGCCCGGUGGGGAAGCUGGAAUUGACUGCGUCAAAGCCCGGCUCUCCGGGGAUAGUUCGGGCCAGGAAUAUCGCCGACCCUCGACUCUAUCCUUCGCUGAGUCUAGAAAUUGUCAAAGGGUACAGCCAGGAUGUCAUUAAUUUUCUGGAAGACGGGAUGCGGGACCUCCCUGUCGUGUUUGCUCGAUCUAUGAAGACGAUGUUCGUUCAUCCGGAUUUGUUCGAGGGAGAAACCCCUCCGGCUUCGAUACAGGAGGCUCAUGUGUUGUGCAAGUUGCAUCUCACGGCGACUGAAAAGGGAGAGACCCGCUCUCUCGUUCCCGUGUUACGUCGCAAGUCCGCCCAGCUGCAACGACAGGUGAACCAUCCAGCCAACUUCGAGGAGCUGCUUGGCUGUAUUCAAGCAUUGAUUCUGAUCCAGUGCAUGUUGAUCCUCAAUGAAGACGAUGAGGAGGCAACUCCGUACUCCGAGACAGUCAGCACGAUGCUCAUGGACCUGGCCGAACGAUUAUGGCAGCAAGCUCCCAUUCAAUUACCAAACACGCUGAGUCCGAAACGCGCUUGGCUUUUUGCAGAAAGUGUCCGCCGCACGAUCAUCGUGGGAUUCUUGCUUCGGAGCGUGUACUCGCUCAAGAAGAGAAAUUAUUCUGUCCGGAAUCCGUUCAUCGAUUCGCUUCCUUUCGAUGUGCGAGUUUCCCUUUGGGAUGCAGAAGACUCGCCUGAGGUGUGGAGAGGAGUACUCUCUGAGUCUGAGUCUUGGCGCUCGAUCAUGUCUCUGCAUCAGUAUUCUGCGAUGAUGGAGAACGGCCGCGUUCAUGGCAUCCCGCCGUUCGGAGCAUUGAUCCUGGCGGCUUGCAAGGGCCAGACGGCGUCUGAUGUGUCCUAUCCCGCCUUAAGGACGUACUACGUUUCGUGA
Messenger RNA from Aspergillus affinis, 1902 nucleotides. Its product is annotated as sugar phosphate isomerase/epimerase family protein. Lineage: Eukaryota; Fungi; Ascomycota; Eurotiomycetes; Eurotiales; Aspergillaceae. Bases 1 to 1902 code for a protein of 633 amino acids. The record is from RefSeq and is a predicted model, not a curated record. The transcript has 2 exons.